UGUCGGGAGCCCUAUAGGCCGAGGGGCUGGGGUUGGAUGGACGCCUGUGGUGCAAUCAGCCACAUGUAACUACUUCCUCCAAAUUGCUGCCCUAGAACAGGAAGCAUCGUGCCUUCACCAGCGGGGUCUCCGGUGGGCCAGUGUCUUCCCACACCAGCCGCGGCACCAGCCUGGUGAAGAGCAGAAGCGAAGCGCCUGCCAGCCCAGCCGGGACACCCCUGACGAGAUCUCCAGGGCGUCGUCGAGUGGGACAUGCUGCGCCGGCGCGCCCCGCUGCUGCUCCUGGCGGGCCUGCUCGCCCUUCCGGCCGUCCUCUCCCAGGAGUGCACGAAGUACAAGGUCAGCACCUGCCGGGACUGCAUCGAGUCGGGGCCCGGCUGCGCCUGGUGCCAGAAGCUGAACUUCUCCGGGCAAGGGGAGCCCGACUCCGUGCGCUGUGACACGCGGGAGCAGCUGAUCUCCAAGGGCUGUGCCGCGGAUGACAUCAUGGACCCCAGGAGCCACGCCACCACCCAGGAGGACGGGGCGGGGGGCCAGAAGCAGCUGUCCCCACAGAAGGUGACGCUCUACCUGAGACCAGGUCAGGCGGCGGCGUUCAACGUGACCUUCCGUCGGGCCAAAGGCUACCCCAUCGACCUCUACUACCUGAUGGACCUCUCCUACUCCAUGCUGGACGACCUCAUCAAUGUCAAGAAGCUGGGGGGUGACCUGCUCCGAGCCCUCAAUGAGAUCACCGAGUCGGGCCGCAUCGGCUUUGGGUCUUUCGUGGACAAGACGGUGCUCCCCUUCGUCAACACGCACCCCGAGAAGCUGCGGAACCCGUGCCCCAACAAGGAGAAGGAGUGCCAGGCCCCGUUCGCCUUCAGGCACGUGCUGAAACUCACAGACAACUCCAAUCAGUUCCAGAGGGAGGUCGGCAAGCAGCUGAUCUCGGGAAACCUGGACGCCCCCGAGGGCGGGCUGGACGCCAUGAUGCAGGUCGCCGCGUGCCCGGAGGAAAUCGGCUGGCGCAACGUCACCAGGCUGCUGGUGUUCGCCACGGACGACGGCUUCCACAUCGCGGGCGACGGGAAGCUGGGCGCCAUCCUGACCCCCAACGACGGGCGCUGCCACCUGGAGGACAACAUGUACAAAAGCAGCAACGCAUUUGACUACCCAUCGGUGGGCCAGCUGGCACACAAACUGGCCGAAAACAAUAUCCAGCCCAUCUUUGCCGUGACCAAGAGAAUGGUGAAAACGUACGAGAAACUCACGGAGAUCAUCCCCAAGUCUGCAGUCGGGGAGCUGCGGGAAGAUUCCAGCAACGUGGUUCAGCUUAUCAAGAAUGCCUACAACAAACUGUCCUCCAGAGUCUUUCUGGAUCACAGCGCCCUCCCGGACACCCUGAAGGUCACCUACGACUCCUUCUGCAGUCACGGGGUCUCCAAGGUGGACCACCCCAGAGGGGACUGUGACGGCGUCCAGAUCAGCGUCCCGAUCACCUUCCAGGUGAAGGUCACAGCCUCGGAGUGCAUCCAGGAGCAGUCAUUCCUCAUCCGGGCCCUGGGCUUCACCGACACGGUGACUGUGCGGGUCCUGCCCCAGUGCGAGUGCCGGUGCCGGGACACCAGCCAGGGUCGCAGCCUGUGCGGCAACAAGGGCUCCAUGGAGUGCGGGGUGUGCAGGUGCGACGCCGGCUACAUCGGGAAGAACUGCGAGUGCCAGACGCAGGGCCGCAGCAGCCAGGAGCUGGAGGGGAGCUGCCGGAAGGACAACAGCUCCAUCCUCUGCUCGGGGCUGGGGGACUGCAUCUGCGGCCAGUGCGUGUGCCACACGAGCGACGUGCCCAACAAGGAGAUCUACGGCCAGUUCUGCGAGUGCGACAACGUCAACUGCGAGCGCUACGACGGCCAAGUCUGCGGGGGCAAGGCUCGGGGGCUCUGCUUCUGCGGCACCUGCCGUUGCGAGAAGGACUUCGAGGGCUCGGCGUGCCAGUGUGUCAAGUCCACGACGGGCUGCCUCAACCUGGACGGCGUCGCCUGCAGCGGCCGCGGCCGGUGCCGCUGCAACGUGUGCCAGUGCGACCCCGGCUACCAGCCGCCCCUGUGCGUCCUCUGCCCCGGCUGCCCCGUGCCCUGCGCCCGCUACGCCGCCUGCGCCGAGUGCCUGAAGUUCGGCACGGGGCCCUUGGCCGAGAACUGCAGCGCUGCGUGCGGGGAGACCAAGCUGCUGGCCAGCCUGCCGUCCGGCCGCAAGUGCAAGGAGCGCGACUCCGAGGGCUGCUGGAUGAACUACACGCUGGUGCAGCGCGACGGGCGGGACAGAUACGACGUGCACGUGGACGACACGCGCGAGUGUGUGCAGGGCCCCGAGGUCGCCCCCAUUGUGGGGGGAACCGUGGCGGGAGUUGUGCUGGUCGGCAUCCUGCUGCUGGGCAUCUGGAAGGUCCUGACCCACCUGAGCGACCUCAGGGAGUACAAGCGCUUCGAGAAGGAGAAGCUCAAGUCCCAGUGGAACAACGAUAACCCCCUUUUCAAGAGCGCCACCACGACAGUCAUGAACCCUAAGUUUGCGGAGAGUACGGGUGCCUGGUGAAGACAAGGCCCUCUGCACCGUCCAGAUGGGACCACCCCACACCACGUCCCCUCCAACAGGCCGACCGUGACCCUGUUGCCCGAUGGACGUGGCUGACAACGCUUGACAGCUUCACUAUUAAUCGAAAACCCACUGUUUUUCCUGCCCCAGAAUGACGGAUGUGGCCAGAUGAGUGUAGGGACUCACGGGAAGUCUCCCAGCCUCCCCUUCUGAGAUGAAGGACUUCUGAUAGCGACUUGAAGAAGGAAUUGCUUGAGUCCUGGAAGAUUAGACACACAUGGUCCUUUGUAAAAAUUAGCACAGCAGUCUGAUGAAAGGUGAUACAGAUUUAUUUAUAUGUGAACUUCUCAGGGUAUAAAGUUACAUCCUAUUGAUCAUGCUGCCUCCAGUCACAUGUACAGAAAAAAUUAAUAAACCUUCCGCAGAGGCUUCCAUGGGAGCCCAUCUCUGCGCCCCACCCCCACUGGUCUUCAUACACUGCGAAGGUCCUGUGGACUUUGGGCACGGGCUUCUCCUUUCUCCUUCCUCACCUGUUGGCCCUGCAAGCCCCCCUCUGUCCCUGGUCCCAGCCCCACCUUCUAGGCUGCUUUCAGAAGAUGGGGGGCAGCCACAGCAAACGGGGUCCUGCUGCAGAGCCUGAACAGGGCAGAGGCAGUGUAGCAGGACUCGGCAGCGGCAGACAGGACACCGAGGCGAUGAGCAGGAAGCAGUGUUUAUUGCACCGGCACAGGCUCCGCGGAUUUCGUAUCCCAAGGCUGAGCCCCAAACACAGCAGGGCACCCCCUUAUAUACGUUCAUUAAACUCCUAUAUAUUGGAAUUUUUUGUUUCCCAAAUAAGGUAACAAGCAAAGGAGCAUAUAACCUGAUUGGGUACUUCCCUUUCUAUGGCCUCUGGGCCGUUGCUAGGUUACAGAGUUAGGCAGGAGUUACAUAGCAACAGAGUUAUGCAGGAACCAUGCGAGAGGGGCUUCAGGGUUAAUGGGCACAUAAAGAUCAUGGCAGGAUCCAGCUGCAUUCCUUUCUAGUUGAGUUAUGGCCUCCAGGCCCUAGUGUUAUUUUGUUCUGGGGGAGCUCCCACCACAGCAAGAUGGGAAAGUGGGUGUCUGUCACCCUCUUGGCCGUCUACACCUGCUCUUGGGUAAUGGGUGGAAGAGAGUUUAAGUGCGUUUCUUGUGGGCUGUUUCCUGAGGUGAACUUGAGGUCAAGGCGAUUGGUGUGUGAUGGCAGGAGGUGGCAGGUCCCAGUGUGGUCACCUAGACGUAUGUGUGUCCACCAAUCUCUGCAGGUUCAUGGCGGGUCAGGGUCCCGGUGUGGCUGGUGAGGGCCCGUCAGGGUGGGGCAGUCCUGGGUCCCCACAGAAAGGGCUGUAAACACCCUCUGCAGCCGUGCUUUCUUUGCGAUACACAUACCUGAGAGAGGCAGGCAGAUGUGGGUACGGGGCUCGAUUUGUGAAUAUAUAUUCACGUGCACAGACAUAGCUUCAGAUGACAUUUGCUCUGUGUUUUCACUAAGUGUAUAAUUCUUUAUUAAAA
Molecule: messenger RNA, 4106 nt
Organism: Hippopotamus amphibius kiboko
Lineage: Eukaryota; Metazoa; Chordata; Mammalia; Artiodactyla; Hippopotamidae
Gene: ITGB2
Product: integrin subunit beta 2
Exons: 16
Coding region: 253-2574 (773 amino acids)
Biological process (GO): cell-matrix adhesion; integrin-mediated signaling pathway; cell migration
Cellular component (GO): cell surface; integrin complex; focal adhesion
Molecular function (GO): amyloid-beta binding; integrin binding
Source: RefSeq, a predicted model, not a curated record